AUGUCAGAUAUAGAAGUGGAAGAUGGCAACAAAAGGAACAGCGAGGGACAGAUUUUGGAUCCAAAUGCCAUAAAUGCCAUCAACUGGAGUCUCGGAAUGAAAAUCUAUCAUACUGCGAUCCCUUGCUUCUUAGCCUUCUUAAUCACAUUCUCUUCCUCCGUCACAGCUCCUGCCACCACAGCGCUCAUGACCGAGUUCAACAUCAGCCGUACCGCAGCCCUCCUCCCGGGAACAUUGUACAUGAUGGGAUUGGCAUUCGGCCCAAUGAUCAUGGCUCCCCUAUCGGAGUUUAUCGGUCGUCGUUGGCUGUAUCUGGCGACCUCCUCAAGCAUAGUGGCUUUUGCUGGGGGUGCUGGAGCUGCACGCAAUUUCGCAACGCUUUUGAUCUGCCGGUUUCUCUGUGGCUUCCUGGGCUCAGCAGGAGUGGCCAUCGGUGCAGGAACCAUCCUUGAUGUUUGGGGAGUGGCCAAAGUAGGAGGGUUGGCAAGGCUUCUCUUCAUCUGCGGCCCUUUCUUAGGACCGUCUCUAGGCCCAUUGGCAGGGGCUUAUGCUAUGCACGAAUAUAAUGGCGAUUGGAGAUGGACUCAGUGGAUCAUAGCUUUGAUUGGGGCUCCAACCUGGAUUCUGAUCCUGUUCAUGAAAGAGACCUCUGACGUUCAGAUUCAACCGAGUCCUAAACACUCGGGUCGGUUUGGUACUGUGAGAUUGGCCUUGUCGACUCUCAAGGCCGCAGUGCUCCGGUCCAUGAGGAUCCUGUUUACCGAGACCAUUGCCUUCUCCAUAACUCUAUACACAGGAUAUGCCUAUGCAGUGGUCUUCAGCUAUUUUGCAAGUGCCACGUAUAUCUAUUCCAUUGACUAUGAUUUCAACGAUCGACAAGUCGGCCUUGCCUUCAUCAGUGUGGUCAUUGGUUAUUUUCUGGCCGCGGUCAUGCACAUCAUAGUUGAUGCCACGCUUUAUGCUCGGGCUGUGCAGAAAGCACCCAAUGGCCGUCCAGUCCCGGAGCACCGACUGUACUCCGGGAUGGCUGGAAGCAUUUUUCUGCCCAUUGGGCUAUUCUGGUAUGCAUGGGCUGCUCACCCAGGUGGCCACUGGGCUGCAGUUGUGGCAAGCGGAAUCCCCUUUGGACUUGGUGCUUUUGUUCUCUUUCUGUCCUCAAUAGUUUACCUUGUUGAGUCAUACGGGGCUGAAGCCGCUGCAUCGGCUCUCGCGGCAAAUGGAUCUGUUCGCUACCUCCUCGGAGCGGUAUUCCCAUUGUUCACUAUUCAGAUGUACGAGAACCUGGGCAUCCAUUGGGCCGGGAGUGUGUUUGCCUUUCUGUCUUUGGCCCUCCUUCCCAUCCCUUGGAUACUCUUCAAAUUCGGCCAUAGGCUCCGGAAGAACAGCCGUUUCAGCAAAUUUGACCAGAGGUGA
This is a messenger RNA of Penicilliopsis zonata CBS 506.65, 1413 nucleotides long. RefSeq lists its product as hypothetical. The transcript is spliced from 5 exons. Lineage: Eukaryota; Fungi; Ascomycota; Eurotiomycetes; Eurotiales; Aspergillaceae. Gene Ontology annotation, biological process: spermine transport; transmembrane transport; spermidine transport. Gene Ontology annotation, molecular function: spermidine transmembrane transporter activity; spermine transmembrane transporter activity. The coding region runs from base 1 to 1413 and encodes 470 amino acids. The record is from RefSeq and is a predicted model, not a curated record. Gene Ontology annotation, cellular component: membrane.